AUGUCCGAAUUUAACAAAACAGAUCCAUCUAAGUUUUUAAGUGAUAUAAUUGGAAGUUCAGUAGUUGUAAAACUUCAUAAUGGUGUUGAAUAUCUUGGUAAUUUGCAAAGUAUAGAUGGGUUUAUGAAUGUUGUAUUAGAUGAUGGAAAGGAAUCAAUUAAUGGACAAGUGACAAAAUCAUAUGGAGAUGUGUUUAUUAGAGGGAAUAAUGUGUUGUAUAUUAGCGAAGCUUAG
Messenger RNA from Hemisphaericaspora subhashii, 234 nucleotides. It is a transcript of the gene LSM6, whose product is annotated as U4/U6-U5 snRNP complex subunit. Gene Ontology annotation, molecular function: RNA binding. Bases 1 to 234 code for a protein of 77 amino acids. Gene Ontology annotation, biological process: mRNA splicing, via spliceosome; maturation of SSU-rRNA. NCBI's taxonomy places the organism in Eukaryota, Fungi, Ascomycota, Pichiomycetes, Serinales, Debaryomycetaceae. The transcript is spliced from 2 exons. Gene Ontology annotation, cellular component: nucleolus; U4/U6 x U5 tri-snRNP complex; U6 snRNP. The record is from RefSeq and is a predicted model, not a curated record.